AUGUAAAACGAAGAAGAAGUAAAGAAAUCAUUAUAUAAUAGAAAAUAAAACAAUUAUAGGCUCUUCCUAUUCGUAAUUAUUUGGAUUAAACUGUUGUGCCUAUUCUUUUGUAAGCAAUGACUGAAGUUGUCAAAGUUAGGUAAAUAAGUAUUAUAAAAUUAGACCACCAAAUGCUAUUGAAUUUAUAGCUAACUACCUACUCUAAAACAACCCAGAAAAAGCUUAAGCUAAAUAAUAAUGA
Molecule: messenger RNA, 241 nt
Organism: Paramecium sonneborni
Lineage: Eukaryota; Ciliophora; Oligohymenophorea; Peniculida; Parameciidae
Source: the annotation of a GenBank genome assembly